This is a messenger RNA of Salvia miltiorrhiza (redroot sage), 1107 nucleotides long. RefSeq lists its product as uncharacterized. Gene Ontology annotation, molecular function: hydrolase activity. Bases 127 to 873 code for a protein of 248 amino acids. The transcript has 9 exons. The record is from RefSeq and is a predicted model, not a curated record. NCBI's taxonomy places the organism in Eukaryota, Viridiplantae, Streptophyta, Magnoliopsida, Lamiales, Lamiaceae.
CACAUACAUUUUAUAUUUCAUUUCCCACCACUAUUUGAGUAUAUAAAUAGGGGUGUUGUGGCUCAUCUUCAUUACAUAUCACAAGGGAAUUCUUGAAUUCUUGAGAACUUAAGUUUGAUAGCCAAAAUGAGCUUUUCAAAUUCAUCAAUGAGCUCUGGUAGAAGAACAUUUGAAUUUGGAGGUACAUAUGUGGUUAAGCCUAGAGGAAAGCAUCAGGCCACAAUAGUUUGGCUUCACGGCCUUGGUGACAAUGGGUCCAGCUGGUCACAGCUCUUGGAAAGCCUCCCUCUUCCAAAUAUAAAAUGGAUAUGCCCCACUGCUCCGACUCGCCCCGUUGCUAUACUAGGUGGAUUUCCUUGCACGGCAUGGUUUGAUAUGGGAGAGCUGUCUGAAGAAAGUUCAGAUGAUUUUGAAGGCUUGGAUGCCUCAGCAGCACACGUAGCGAACUUGCUCUCAACUGAGCAUGCCGGCAUAAAAGUUGGUGUUGGAGGGUUUAGCAUGGGAGCUGCAACAGCCCUCUACUCUGCGACUUGCUUUGCUCGUGGGAAAUACGAAAACGGCCGCGCUUACCCUAUCACUUUGAGGGCUAUUCUCGGCCUCAGUGGUUGGCUUCCCGGAGCCAGGAGCAUGACCACCAAGAUUGAUGGAUCGGCCGACGCAGCUAGACGCGCUGAGUCUCUUCCCAUCUUGCUAUCUCACGGACUUUGUGAUGAAGUUGUUCCUUACAAACAUGGCGAAAGAUCCUACCAAUCUCUUAGCAUGUCCGGUUUUCGAAAUCUGUCGUAUAAGACAUAUGAAGGGAUCGGACACUACACGGUGCCUCGAGAGAUGGAAGAUGUUAGCAACUGGUUAAAUACGGCGAUGCGGUUUUAGCAUUUACUCCACUCCCCUCGGCUUAACUCAGACUCAUCCAAAUACAAAAAUAAAAGAAUAUUGUACUAGGAUUUAUGGCUUGCGGUCUAACCACGGCUUUACUUUUCAUUGCAUUUUAUUUUAGUUUAGGUGUUUAGAGUAAAUUUUAGUUUAUGCAAGUGUUGUGUUUUUAUUAGCUUUCAUGGGAGAUUGUCUGAGUACAUGAUAAUAUUAGUGAAUUUAUUGAAAAUAUUA